UCAUGCCAUUUAUUAACGACUGCUCUCUGACACUUUAGCCAUUUAUCGUUAAACGCUUCUACCGGGAGCAUCACACGGCAUAUCAUUUUUCUUCAACCAUUUUUACCUGUAGUAUUCUUCAUUAACGGAUUCAAUUCGUGUGUUUUACCAUACAGUUCAUUCCAACUGAUACAAGUGUAAUUAUACAAUCAAUCAGGAAAUAUUCCAUUUCAUUUUAUUGUUUAAAUUCAUUAGUGAGUGUGUAUUUUAUCAGCAAAACUGAGUUAAUUACAGCAACAAAAGUACGUUUUUAUAUAAAAAAACGCAACUUUAUCGCUUUCGUUUUUACAAUUAACAAUAAAACUAGCAAAACUGGAAGUAUCAAUCAAUCAUCCGUCAACAAAAAAUGCCGAAUCAAUUAAUGUCGGAUCAAAACAUUCCACACCUGAAGGACAUCUUUGGUUUCGGCAACAACAACAGCAACAAGUCCCAGGUGGCAGAACAUGGGAAACAGGAAGAGAAUGUAGUGGCAGUAAACUACGACAGUGCGAUAUUGAUGAUGAAAUCAAUUUCCAACGAGGGGGAGAGUAUGAAAACAACCAGCAACCACAGCAACAAAAAAACCAAUUUGCGACACCGGAACAACAGCAGAAUUCUAACAGAGAAAGACGUAAAGCAGUUAGAGCAACACCUAUCGAUGAAGAAGACUAUCCGUAAGAAAAUAAUGCGUGACUUGCAGCAAGCGUUAGUUGAGGAUCCAAACGAAUUUAGAUUGGAUGAUGAUGUACCUCUAGAACAGCUCAAAGCUCAAAUAAAUAUUCAAAGUUUUAGCUUUGGUGUUCAAUUAGAAAAACACGGACGUUCUCAAAGAGACACCGACAAUACUUUUCUGGGGAUGCUUCGUAAUAAUGCAAGAGUUGACAAUCAUUUUUCUCAUGAUGAGGAUGAUGAUGAUUGUGACUCUGACCAUAGUAAAUCCAAAAAAAGAGAUCAGCUGCUGGACACGAUCGUUAUGCGUCAUUGCAAUACACCUUCUUCAAGAGAAAAUAAUGUUAAAUUUUGGCGGCGCUUUACAUCAGUCAACAAUUCCGACAAACGAUAAACAUUACCGCUGUCAUAUUUUAUUUUUAUUGCUCAAAAUUAAUUAAUUAAUUGUCGACUUAUUAUGGUUCUGUAACAAUUAAACCGAAGACAGUUUAACUGCGACAGUUCAACCUAGCGACAUUUCAACUGAAAAUAACCUGGACCCCCUUAUUUAAGUGCUCUCUUAUCAGGGAUUUUUUGUUGGUUGAAAUGUCGCUAUGUUGAACUGUCGUUCGGUUGAAGUGUCCGCGGUUGAAAUGUCGUACGGUUGAAGUGUCGCCGGUUGAACUGUUUUCGGUUCAAUAGUCGCGGCAUCACUUAUUAUAUAGACUUGUACGAUAAAUUUUGUUAAGGAAAAUUUAUAACUGUGAUAUCCGUAUACUUAAGAUUGUACACCACCUACGCACGUACGCGCAUAUCGCGUUUUAUUCCAAAAGGACUUGCAUUUUUAUAUGCCCUUUUGGUUCUAGGAAGCUCUCUAAAUCCAAAAUCCUGAUUAAAAACUCCGAUUGUCCGAUUCGCAAAUUCAUAUCGGUUUUAAUUACAAAUUUCCGAUUGACUUUCAAUCAGUUUUAAUCGGAUAUAAUCGAAUAGUUUCAAAUAGAUCUGAUUGAAUUGGAUACUUAAAAAGCUUCCGAGAAAUUUUGAUCAAAUGUUUGUUUCUGAUUGAAUCUGGUUGAGUUUCGAUCAGAUUUAAUUAGAUUUAAUCAGAGUUUUUAAUCAUGUAAAGGCUUAUAAAACGCUACACAGUAAAACAUUGAUCGUCAAAAUGUAAAAAAAAUGCGUGUGUUAAAAUUCAGUGUUGAAUUUUCAACACUUUUGUGUGUCAAUUUAACACACAGUAAUUAUCUUGUUUGAACUGCCUCAAUCUAAUGAUUUUUUAACUCAUAAAAAUGACAUUUUAUACGAAAGUAACACUUUUUAUAUGUUAUGGUCAAAUCAACACACAAAAUAUCUGAAAAUAAUCUCGACCAUUACAAAAGAAUUUUCGGAAAAUUCGUUACUUUUAACAUAUACGCGUGUAACUUUUCCAACACUUGCGACAUGUUAAAAUAACAUAUGAGUAAGUGUAAAACGUUCGUUUUACACACGAUAUGUGUUAAUUUUGACGAAUCCUUUCUUACUGUGUAUAUAUAUGCAUAUGAUAUAUAUAAAAUUUUAGUGUAUUUACUAAAAUUUUAUUACAAUAUUAAUUCUAUUUAUUGACAAUUACCACGCUAAUUAAUUAAAAUCAUAUUAUUAAAAUUACAUUAAGAACUUUAAUAUCAAUAGUCAUAAAAAUAUACCUAAAUCGAUUGAUUGAUACGUUUAUUUUAACUAAAAAUAUAAAAAGUUGAUAAAAAUUCUUAAUCUAUCCAACAAUGUUUGUAUAAAAAAUUUAUAUUUUAUAAUAAUUAUAAAAUUUUAAUUGUUUGUAAAUUUCGGCGGACGUUUUUCUACAAAUGCUGCCAUGCCUUCUUUUUGAUCAUUCUAAAAAAAAAAGUUAUUACUUUAAUAUCACAUUAAUAACAUAAAUUUUAUUAUUACUCUGUGAAGGUUAAAAUUAAUAAAAUAUUACCAAUGCAAAAGUUGACUGAAACAUUCUUCUUUCAAAAUGCAAUCCUUCUUGCAGUGAUAAUUCAUACGAUUUAUUAACACAUUCUUUAGCAAUAGCUACCGCUAAUUGUGAAUGGGCGGCUAUUUUUUCACCGAGUUUAACUGCUUCCGAAAUUAACUGGUCCGCUGGAAAAACUUUGCUAACUAGACCUGAAAAUAAAAAAAAAACAAUAAUAACAACAUCAGUAAUAAUUUAAUAAUUUGCUAAUUAGAAUGUCGAUAUAUGUCAAAAUAAAUACAAAUAAAUAUAAUUACCAAACUUUUCAGCUUCAUGAGCUGUUAUUUGAUUACCAGUAAGAACCAUUUCCAUAGCUCUACUUUUUCCAAUAGCUUUUGUAAGUCUCUGGGUACCACCAGCUCCCGGGAUCGUGCCAAUCAUAACUUCUGGCUGACCAAAUUUAGCCUUAUCACCAGCAUAAAUUAUAUCACACGUCAUUGCAAUUUCACAGCCACCUCCUAA
Microplitis mediator is the source of this 3118-nucleotide messenger RNA. RefSeq lists its product as uncharacterized. Bases 386 to 1081 code for a protein of 231 amino acids. The record is from RefSeq and is a predicted model, not a curated record. NCBI's taxonomy places the organism in Eukaryota, Metazoa, Arthropoda, Insecta, Hymenoptera, Braconidae. The transcript is spliced from 3 exons.